Messenger RNA from Trichoderma gamsii, 1749 nucleotides. RefSeq lists its product as hypothetical. The transcript has 3 exons. The record is from RefSeq and is a predicted model, not a curated record. The coding region runs from base 1 to 1749 and encodes 582 amino acids. NCBI's taxonomy places the organism in Eukaryota, Fungi, Ascomycota, Sordariomycetes, Hypocreales, Hypocreaceae. Gene Ontology annotation, cellular component: mitochondrion; acetolactate synthase complex. Gene Ontology annotation, biological process: L-valine biosynthetic process. Gene Ontology annotation, molecular function: thiamine pyrophosphate binding; magnesium ion binding; flavin adenine dinucleotide binding.
AUGUAUUCGACAUCUUCGGCGUUCUUUGAGGCAAUAUGGGAUGCAGGGGUCACCCACUGUUUCGUCAACUUGGGGUCAGAUCAUCCGGGUAUGAUUGAGGCCAUGGUAAAGGGCCAGCGAGAGAACCAAGGAAAAUUCCCGCGUAUUAUUACGUGCCCUAGCGAGAUGGUGGCCAUGUCCAUGGCAGAUGGCUACGCCCGAUUGACUGGAAAGCCACAAUGUGUUAUUGUCCAUGUCGAUGUUGGAACACAGGCCCUUGGCGUGGCCGUUCACAAUGCGUCAAGCGGUCAUGCCCCUGUCCUCAUCUUUGCUGGAAUGUCUCCUUUUACUCAGGAGGGUGAGAUGCUCGGCUCCCGCACCGAGUUUAUCCACUGGCUGCAAGAUAUCCCUGAUCAAAAGGCGAUUCUUGGCCAAUACUGCCGGUACACAGCUGAGAUUAAAACGGGCGUUAAUGUCAAGCAGAUGGUUAACCGAGCGUUGCAAUUCUCCAAAACUGCUCCACAGGGUCCGGUAUACCUCUGUGCGGCUAGAGAGGUAAUGGAAGCAGAGAUCAGCCCUUACUCUAUUCAGCAAGAACACUGGAAUCAUGUCGAACUAGGCGGUCUUCCUUCAAAGGCUGCAAGUAACAUUGCUCAGGCGUUGGCUAAUGCCGAGAGACCAUUGGUGGUGACAGGCUACUCGGGUCGAAAUCAUGGCAUUCCUGAAGCUUUAGUCGAAUUGGCAGAUACCAUCAAGUCUCUACGUGUGCUUGACACCGCGGCAAGUGAUGUGUGCUUCCCGGGUGACCAUCCAGGCUGGUUAGGAGUUAAGCAGGGAGCUGAUGCCUCUAUUCCGGAAGCCGACGUUAUACUGGUUCUAGACUGCGAUGUGCCAUGGAUCCCAACGCGGUGCAAGCCCAGUCCGGAUGCAAUAGUCUAUCACAUUGAUGCCGACCCCUUGAAACAACGGAUGCCUUUACACUAUAUUCCAUCCAUUGCUCGGUACCUGGCAGAUGGACUGAGUUCCAUUGAGCAGAUUCUGCAAAAUCUAAAGUCAGGAGAAGCAGCCGGGAUUCUUGCGACGAAAGAUCAGGCCACAGCCGAAGAAACUCGUCGUAGCUCUUACGCUGCCAAGAUUGAGCACAUCACCAAAGCGGCGGAACCGUUCGCUGAUGGUAGUUUCGGUACGGGCCAUCUAAGUAAGGUGCUUCGAUCUGUUUGCCCAGUAGACACAAUAUGGGCUGUAGAGGCGGUGACCAACACUGGCUUUAUUCACGAUAAUGUGAGACCAACAAAACCAGGCUCAUGGAUCAACUGUGGAGGGGGUGGUCUUGGCUGGUCUGGUGGCGGUGCUUUGGGUAUCAAACUGGCCACCGAUGCUGAAGGAGAAGGGCAGUUUGUGUGCCAAAUUGUGGGUGAUGGAACUUAUCUCUUUUCCAUGCCUUCAAGCGUGUAUUGGAUAUCUAAACGAUAUAAUAUUCCCAUUCUGACAAUUGUUCUGAAUAACGAUGGAUGGAAUGCGCCGAGAAAAUCGUACAUGUUGGUUCGUCCCGAUGGUGAAGCUGCUCAAGCAACAAACGAAGACAUGAAUAUUUCAUUCAAACCAACACCUGACUAUGCUGGUAUAGCAGCAGCGGCUGGCGCAGGCGAUAUUUGCGCGCUGAAAGUAACCAACGCUAACAAUCUCGAAGCUGUUCUUAGAGAUGCGGUAGCCAACGUGAAGGCUGGCAAAACAACUGUUGUGGAUUGCAAAGUUGUCCCAGACUGCUAG